AUGGAAAACGUCGACGAAUAUUCAUUGAUUUUUUACUUGUUACAAUCUCAAUAACAUUACUUUAUACAUCGUUCAGUGCUGUUUCAAAUCUACAAGCAUCUAUAAAUACACAAAAAAAUAUUGGACUUAAUACAUUAACAAUAUGGUAUGGUAUUGGAGCGUUAUCAUCACUAUUUCUAUCAUAUCCAUUAAUGGAUUUAAUUUCUUAUAAAUGGACAAUAUUCAUUGGUGAAAUUGGUUUUCUAUUCUAUAUUGCAGCAAAUAUUUAUCCACAACCAUGGUUACUUUAUCCUAUAGCUAUAAUAUUUCGUAUUGUUAGUUGUGGUUUAACACCAGCUAAGGGUUCAAUUGUACAAGUAUUAAGUCAACAAUAUGCCAAAGAAAAUAAAAAUGAAAAUGAAGAAACAAGAAUUAAAAAGUUUAAUGGAAUUUUUUUUGGUGUUUAUAGUACAGGUAAACAUAUUUAUCAUUAACG
This is a messenger RNA of Didymodactylos carnosus, 475 nucleotides long. The record is from the annotation of a GenBank genome assembly. Lineage: Eukaryota; Metazoa; Rotifera; Eurotatoria; Philodinida; Philodinidae.